CGGCGAGUCUGUGCAUCCUUGGCGGAUAUGAAAGGCUGUGAGGCAUUUUCAUGGAAUCUGACCAGUGGCGCUGCAACGCCCUGCGCUAUAUAUGCCACCAUCACUGGACUCGUGAACACCACUGGAGUUACGACUUAUCUCUCAGAGAUUGGCCUUGUAGUGAAAGAAGGCUUCGCUAUAAACUACGGCAAGAUCUUACUACCAGCUCCAGUCGGAGUCGCUGCCAUGGACUACCAAACUGUCGUCCAGUGGUGUAUCAGCAAGGGAACAACAAUUUUCAUUCCCAGGAACACGGAAGACUGGAAUUUCAUGGUUCAGAUGCACGUGCUGAGGUCGUAUUCCCAUAUAUGGAUUCCCAUGACUGACAUUGCUGUGGAAGGCACAUACGUAUGGCAGGACGGAACAAGUACUGGUAACGCAACGUACGUGACCUGGGGUGGUGGACUUGUAGGCUCUGGCAAUAGUAAUACCAGCGACUGCGUGGCUGCCCAUUCCGGCGGAGCAAACAGCUUAUAUGUGCACGCCGACCCUUGCACCUUCUUGUAUAAUGGAUUCGUUUGUGUUAAGAAGUAGGAUACAGUCAAUACAUUAGGUACCCUUAACCACAUAAGGAUUUGAUCUGUAGCUCAGUCUAUAAAAGUCUUUAUAAAAUGUAUUUCAGAUUUUGUCAUAGACUAAGCAGUCAUUUCAGUACCUUAGUCAUUCCUUGCACAAUGUGGGGCGGCCUUCGUCUGGUAAUCCCUGAUUAGUCGCAUCUGUCGUCCCGAUGCUUACUAAGUGAUUUUAUGAAACCUGAUUGCGCGUUGGCUCCUGGUUCUCUGUAUAGGCGCGUCAAUAUGCCACGUGACCCUCAAAAAAUUACAACAAAAGGUCUAACAGCAGUUUUCAGUUCUAUUAGAUGUAUUUGGCAUGAGAAAAAUAUCUACCACUUUGAGACCAUCAGAAGUGCAUGAAAACUAGGUCAUCUCCAAAAUGGCUACCUACCCAUUAUUGAUUAAAUGAGAACAACUUAAAUUAGAUUCAUUUCUUUGGUAAUCCAAUUGGGAACAUGUCUUUAUGUAUUCCAAGGAUUUUCUAAUGGUUGUCUGAGAUUUUAACUAAUAAUAGCCUAAUAUCAAACAUGUUGGGAAGUCCUGAACGCUAGGCAUAUUGUCAGCUGAUGUAAUCCGAUAAGAUCCACAUGCAGAUGUUCCAUGCACAUCAGCAUGGAAGACUAAGUGUUCGUGCUGCAAGCAACUGUUUUAGUUACAGUUUAUCAUCUUUAGCAGUCUGUCUGGUGCAGCAUACAUAUCUGACAUAAUGGGUAUUAACUGAUUGUUCUCUGGUCUCCAACCCCAGCCUAAAGGAUCCAUUGGAGACUCUCUUUCCAUCCAUGUCAUGGGCUGAUAGUAUACUCGGAGGCUGUGAAAUUUGGUUGAGGAAUUUGUCGGGGUAGACGUUCAGGUGUCACAAAUGAAUUAACACAGGUCACCUUCUUAGUGAAUAUGUUAUAUCACAAAGUAACCAUUUAGAUAUGGUCUCACAACCAAACAAACUGCCAUAGCCUGGCAGCCAAGGUUUCCAAUCUCAGUGGGAGUUUUAUAGGGUGUGGUAAAUUCAUUUGCUGUGGCAAGCAGGACUGUUGUUGGAAGGGUGACAUUUUCCUAAUACCAUAAAUACGAAAUGUGGAAUCACGCCUUCUAAAUGAAUGUUGGAACAACAAUUGUGUACAUAGGUUUGACCUAAUAGAACUUUUUAUCUGGUUGAUGUCAUACACUUCACUAGUUCCUUUUGUCUGGUUAUCUGAUCUGAAAUAGAGAGUUUUACUCUCUGGUGUAGAAUGAUGAAGCAGUAGAAUCAACAAGUCGGGAUCUCCAAUCAACAUAGUAGAGCAUAAAGAUGCUACAUUGAUUGCUGCCUUAACAAUGUCCACAUCUGCAUCACUUUCAGACUGUAUGACUGCAAUCUUCAUCUUCUAUCUCUCUACUUAUAAGGUUAAUCAACCUCUGUUUGUUGGUACAUCUUGACAUAAAUUCCUCCCUCUUACUGUCAAAUUUUGCAUUGCUAUUGAAGUUCACAGCAGGAUAAAUGUUGAUUUGUCCCUGUUGCUGGUGUGUGUUAUCCUUAAUAGAAGGGCCUGAUCCAUAACCAUCAAAGACAAAGGAUGCUGUACUGCCAUAGUGCUUACUUGUAAAAGUGGCAUAGGACUUGGCUUUUUUACCAUAAGUGUCAACAUUUUUCCAUUUGAGCUUAUGGAAUAAAGAUCCUCCAUCGAUUACAUAUCUACCAGUUUGUGGGAUGUCAUCUUUGGUAUCAGAGCAGUUGAUGAGGCCUUGAUACAGUGUUAACUGAUAGCAUGAGGAAGCUAUGGUUUAUCAGCUUUGUGUAUCACAUCUUUGUUCUCGAACAGGGAGAGUGGAUAUGGGCUGAGUUUGUAUCUCAUUACAUCUUCCAAGGAUAGAUAUCCUGUAUUCGAAACUAUUAAGAAACAAUAGUAGGCCUGAGUCUAUGGAUCUUUCAGGAGUGAUCUUCACCGCUGAUGAAUGUCCUAUGGUUGAAGCUUUAUCUUUUUUCUUGAAAGAGGUGGAGAAUAUAGGUUGUCCAGCCAUAGUUUCAAUAAGCUUUUGUCACUUGUUUAUAUUCUUGUACAUUUGCUUCUUACUUGGCCACGGCACUAUUGAAGAUAUUUCUUAAAACAGGGUCAGGAGAAAAUGGCGAACAUGAAUUCAGUUUGUUCUUUAUCUUUGAAGUAUCAGAGGCAUCUCUUGUAAUUCAGCCCCAGUUGAAUCCCUAUGAUGUUCAUAAGUGAUAUAAGCAAGAUUAGUAAACUCUUGCAUAGCAUUGUUAAGCUCGGACAUUAUGGGAACAGACAUUGUUCACAGUGCUCGCUGUUCUUCUGUCAUCUCACUGCCAUUGGUCAAGCUGCCUAUACCUUUAGUAGAUCUCAUAAGUGUUUGCUCCUUGACUAGAUCGCAGCUUAGGUCUGCCCUGAACCAAUUAGUUAGACGGAUGAUAUGGAACCCUUCUUGGAGCUGUCUGUAAACAUUGAGGUUUUUUAUUCUCUAGUUGACUCAUUUCUUGGAUAUACAAAUAUGCUGAUUUGCGGUAGUUACAGUGGCCUGCUGAGGUGAAUACUGACAAGGAAUCAGCAAUGGCAUGCAAAUGGUGCAGCCAUGAACCAGUUCUAUCAGCUUUGAUUAGGGCUCGAGCAAUACCAAAUAUUUCCUGGUAGCCUAUGUACAACUGUCGGGUUUAAAUUAGUUACUAAGCUUCCUUAUUAUCUCAUCCAUUUUUUCCAUACUGAAAACAUUGUUAACUUCUCCACCACUUCUUAGCAUGCAUUUCACCUUAGACUACUUCCAGUAAGCUUUUCAGUCCUGUGCCCUCCAUCAAAGUACCUAUUGCACCAAGCACAUUCAUGAAGUUAUCAAGUCUGAGGAUUAUUUCUUUCAGAUUACUAUCCUGUGGUGCAGCACUAACGAUUUCAGCAGCAGCAGCAGCUUUCCAAUGUACUGGCUAAUCAGUUGUUAUUAUUGGAACAUCAUGAUGCCUAGAGGCCUGAAGUGAGGAAUUCUAAUGUUGACAAGAUACAAGUUCGUCUCAAUUAUUUUCCAGCCAUAUUGGAAGCCAUCUUGGAUAAACUUCAGUUAGACCUCUUACUUGAUGAAACUGAAUAUUUCUAAAAGUACUUCUACCUAAAAGCCAAAUAAUUGACACUAAAACACACAUACCUGUUAUAUCUAUUGUGAUGGUUUUAUUUUAAUGCCAGUGUCAGCCAUCUUGGAUUUGACCCACGUUUACACCACUUUCAAGUGGUCACAUCUUGGUAGCCUUUCUCACAUGCUUUCAGUAUAUGUAUUACAAACGGAAACUACUGAAAAACAAUUUGUUAGAAUUAUUUGGAGCUUGGUAGACUUGACCCGCCUAGUAAGUUUCGUGAAUCAC
Messenger RNA from Macrobrachium nipponense, 3924 nucleotides. RefSeq names its product C-type lectin domain family 4 member M-like. NCBI's taxonomy places the organism in Eukaryota, Metazoa, Arthropoda, Malacostraca, Decapoda, Palaemonidae. Bases 28 to 573 code for a protein of 181 amino acids. The transcript is spliced from 4 exons. The record is from RefSeq and is a predicted model, not a curated record.